CGCCGACGCGGCCAGAGCAUCCGGGGCGGGCGUGCUCCGAAUGCCAUUGGCCGAGGGCCGGCCCCUCCGGCCGCGCCGUGCUUCCCCUGGCUGGCGACGACGGGGACUGAGUCUCCCCGCCGGCCGCUGCCUCCGCCGUGCCUACACUCGCUGGGAAUGCUGAGCGCCACGGCUGGACCGCACCAUGAGCCGCAGCGUGGAAGCGGCGCGGAGCUUCCUGGAGCAGCUGGAGGCGCGGUGCGGCCGGGAGGGCACGAUCCUCGCCAGCGAGUUCAGCGACAUCAAGGCCCGCUCUGCCGCCUGGGAGACUGACGGCGUGUGCUCCACCGAGGCCGGCAGCCGGCCUGGGAAUGUGAGGAAGAACCGCUAUAAAGAUGUGCUGCCAUCUGAUCAGACACGAGUGAUCCUCUCCCUGCUCCAGGAGGAACACGGUGACUACAUCAAUGGCAACUUCAUCCAGGGCAUAGACGGAAGCCAGGCCUACAUUGCCAGGCAAGGACCCCUGCAACACACCCUGCUAGACUUCUGGCGACUGAUCUGGGAGUUUGGGGUCAAGGUGAUCCUAAUGGCACUUAGAGAGACAGAGAAUGGGCUGAAAAGAUGUGAGUGUUACUGGGCCCAAGAGCAGGAGCCACUGCAGAUUGGGCUUUUCUGCAUCGCCUUGACAAAGGAGAAGUGGCUGAAUGCAGACAUGAUGCUCAGGACCCUCAAGGUCACAUUCCAGAAGGAAUCCCGUUCUGUGUAUCAGCUGCAGUAUAUGUCCUGGCCAGACCAUGGGGUCCCCAGCAGUCCUGACCACAUACUGGCCAUGGUGGAGGAAGCCCGUCGCCUCCAGGGAUCUGGCCCUGGACCCCUCUGUGUCCACUGCAGUGCGGGCUGCCGGUGAACAGGCGUGCUGUGCUCGGUGGAUUAUGUGAGGCAGCUGCUCCUGACCCAGACCAUCCCACCUAACUUCAGCCUUUUCGACAUGGUCCUGGAGAUGCGGAAGCAGCGCCCUGCAGCCGUGCAGACAGAGGAGCAGCACAGGUUUCUGUACCACACGGUAGCUCAGAUGUUCCGUUCAGCGCUCCAGAACGCCAGCCCCAACUACCAGAACCUCAAGGAGAAUUGUGUCCCAUUCUACGACGACGCCCCCUCCCUCCGGACUUCCCCCGGGCUCCUCGCCAUACCCCGUCCACCAGGCGGGGUCCUCGGGAGCAUCUCGGCGCCCGCGGCCCCGGCCCUGGCCAUGGCCGACACGUACGCGGUGGUGCAGAAGCGCGGGGCCCCGGCGGGCGCCCGGCCGGGGUCGCGGGCGCGCAGCGCGGAGGAGGCGCCGGUCUACAGCCAGGUGACGCCGCGCGCCCUGCGGCCCGGGACGCCCGGGGAGGACGCGCGGGGGCCGCUGCCUGGCUGCGUUCCUGCUGACCGAAGCCCGGCCGGGACUGGCGCCUAUGAGGACGUGACGGAUGGAGCUCAGACCAGUGGACUAGGCUUCAACCUGCGCAUCGGAAGGCCGAAGGGGCCCCGGGACCCCCCUGCCGAGUGGACCCGGGUGUGAGUGCUGCACCAGCGCCUGCCUCUCCGCACGAGCUCUCGGACUGCCCGCUGACAGCCAUGCUCCACUGUGCCAUGUGUUGGGAGUGGAACACUCGCCCUGAUCAAAAUAAAAGUUUCUCACUGUGAGAAAUGUG
Molecule: messenger RNA, 1673 nt
Organism: Lemur catta (Ring-tailed lemur)
Lineage: Eukaryota; Metazoa; Chordata; Mammalia; Primates; Lemuridae
Gene: PTPN18
Product: protein tyrosine phosphatase non-receptor type 18
Exons: 15
Biological process (GO): peptidyl-tyrosine dephosphorylation
Cellular component (GO): cytoplasm; nucleus
Molecular function (GO): non-membrane spanning protein tyrosine phosphatase activity
Source: RefSeq, a predicted model, not a curated record